GAUAAUAUAUCCUCUGACCACGUUUACCCAGAAAACCCCGCCAAAUCGCAACCCGCAACGAACCUCCAGCCUGUGCUGCCCCCACUCCCGCCUACACGACACUUCACCCUCGUCAUCUACCUCCCGCCCCCGCUAUAUAUACCCUCCUCACCCUCGUCGCCGUCUCCGGCACAGACCACGGCAGCAAAAAGAUCGAUCGAACAGGCGCGGCACAGCGAUCCACCCCAGCGUCAGAAGCAAAGCAAAACCGAUCGAGGAAAGAGAAUUUCAUACUGCGGCAAUGGGCAUCUGCGUGUCGUGCGACGCGGUGGCGGAGGGGGCGGCGACGGCGAGGGUGGUGAUGCCUGGCGGCGAGCUGAGGGAGUACUCGCAGCCGGCCACGGCGGCGAUGGCGCUGGAGGAGGCUGGCGAGGGGUGGUUCCUCUGCGACGCGGAUGGGGUCGGGUUUGAGGGGCGUGUCGUGGCCGUGCCCGGCGACGAGGAGCUCCGCCCGGGGCAGAUCUACUUCGUGCUCCACCCCGAGGCGCGGCGCCGCAGCCUUACCCGCGAGGAGGUCGCCGCGCUCGCGGUGAAGGCAAGCGCCGCCCUCGUCAAGGCCGCCGCAGCGGCGGCGGCAUCCUCCCCCGCGGGAGGCCGUCGCCGGCGCGGCGCGGUGGCGCCGCUCGUGUUCCCGCUCCCCGAGGAGGAUGACACGGCGGUGGCGGCGGCCGCGCCCAAGCCGGCGGUGGCGCGGAAGCGGCGGGUGGCGUCGCGAGGCGUGAGGGCGAGCAAGUUCUCUCCUGACCUGACCGCCAUUCCGGAGUCCGAGUAGAGCGCCCCGGCCUCGCCGCCAUGGCCAACGACCUCGAGACAGCGAGAAGCAUCAGUGCACUGUCUCACUGGCAGUGGGUCCCACGCCAAGGGGAGACGGGUGGGCCCAACUCGAUCGGACGGCUGGGAAUCCUUGUGAUGCUUUGAGCUUGCGCUUGCGUUGUGAUGUGUAGCAACGGUAGCCAGCCUGCGUCCGUUCUUGGUGCGGUUAAUUUAGGCGCCAAAAACAUGAGAAGAAAAUGUAGGUAGAUUUAAAUGUAAAUAUAAAUGAUACUACUACUACUAUUAUAAAGUAUAAGAAAUGGUGUGCUACCAACUGCCAAAUCACUGCCUAAGCUCAUAACUUCUAUUUGUGCCUUUUGCAUCUUCAAAAACUGAAAUUGUUGAAUGGCAUGUGGAUCAAAAGUUCAGAACACAAGAGUCAACAGACUCAUCUGAAUAAAAGAAUAAUCAAUCGAUUAAUCUACCAAGAGAGCAAAAUGUAUUCUCCAAUCUCUAGCUAACACACCGUCCAAUGUGCUCUGAAUUGAGAUAGUAGCUUUCUUUAUAGCCCAGUGUUCAUUUGGAAUCUUCAGCUCUGAAACUGCCAAAAAAAAAAAACCCCGAUGUGGUGUUCUCUUAGCCCAAAUAGAUUAUUGUUACCUAAACAUUUGUCAGCUAUCAAAUGGUCUGAACCUUGGUU
Molecule: messenger RNA, 1492 nt
Organism: Oryza sativa Japonica Group (Japanese rice)
Lineage: Eukaryota; Viridiplantae; Streptophyta; Magnoliopsida; Poales; Poaceae
Source: RefSeq, a predicted model, not a curated record